Owenia fusiformis is the source of this 1786-nucleotide messenger RNA. NCBI's taxonomy places the organism in Eukaryota, Metazoa, Annelida, Polychaeta, Sabellida, Oweniidae. The record is from the annotation of a GenBank genome assembly.
CUCAACUGUAAGUAUCUCACAUUAUACUGUUCUAAUGGUACGUAUAAUUAAUCAAAUUAAGUCAAUUCCGAUUUAUUCCCUCGGGAUUAAACUUUUACUUCGAAGAAGGUCAUGCAAAAUCAAACAGAGAAGUGCAAAAUGAUUGACCGUUAGUAUAGUACCUGCAAAUAUAUAAAAUGGCUCUCCAAUUUAUAUUGACCUCAUGGCUGGUCAUAUUCGCACAUGGGCAAGUGGAUAUUCAUUUUGAAAGAUUAGAAGUAGAUCCCGUGGAAUGUCUUGAAUUCAAUGGUAUACUGCCCGAUGAAACACGCCCUGGUGGAGACUGUUGCCACUUUAUACAAUGCGAUGCUUCUGAUGCCAAUAAAACUGGGUUUAGAUUUGCAUGCAUGUAUCCAUUGGUCUGGAAUAGAGCUAUAACAGCCUGUGACGAGGAAAGUAACAUAUUGGGACCAUGUAUCCAUACAACAUGUUCCAUUUCUCCUGCACGUAGAAACGUCUGUGGAAGUGAUGCCGAAAUAAAGGCUAUAUUUGGUAUUGAUUCAUGCUGCAUCGAGGGUGAAGAUGGCGUUUAUGAGGCUCUACAAGACAUCAGUCCAGCAGCAUAUAGAUUCAGAUAUCUCAAUGGAGAAUACCCCGAGGAUGAAGAUGAUUACCUAAGUUGUCCAAAGGGACAGAUCUUCAGUGCUGAUGACUGUUGUUGUGAAAGUGAUGCGCCCUCCAUAGCAGAGUGUGAACAAGAGUUGUUCUUUAAGCUACCAGGAGAUGAUUGUUGCACAUAUCAUCAGUGUUAUCCUAAUAGAACAAGUUAUUUUGACGGAAUAUGCGUAGGGUCUGUGUGGAACCAGAAAAUCCUGAAUUGUGACAAUCCAACAUUUGUGGAGGGUUGUGAGAAUGCUGAAUGCUUAACCAAAAUGACAGAGGCAGUGUGUCCUUUGGAGCUAGAUACAGAUCAAUGCUGCUCUUCUGGUGUAGUAUACACCAAGGACAGAAGUGGUAUAUUAGGAGGUUCCACGUUCUUUAUAGGGGAAAUAGAUUUUGAUGACCUCACGAAACUGUUAUUUGAACAGAAUAUAGGGGCGUGUGACGAGGGACAGGUUUUUGAUCUUGAGUGCUGCUGUUGUUUUGGAAUACCUGCUUUUGCUCCAGAAUGUGACUGUAUUCAAUUCACCUUUGAGGAGAAUUUCACUGAAAAGGACGUCUUGCAAGAGACACCUAUCCACCUUGAUGGUGCUAAUGUUAGGGCUACCCAAGCUAUAUGUGGCGAUCAUGCUCUGGAGUUUAAUGGUAUUAAUGCUGCAAGUGUUGACUUCUUCAGAAGAAAACCUCUAGGGGAACAAUUCACUUUCAGUUUUGGUGUCGAUGGGUCUCAGGGAGAAAUCAUUACCAAUGGAAAUGGCGAGACUUCUCCCACGUUUUUAGUUACUCUCAACGGAGCCACAAAUGUUGCUCUCACUUUAGAGAGUGGUGUUAAAAUAUCCCUUAGCGGAGGGCUAGGUAUGUUUGUGACGAUUGUCAAAGAUGGAGAGAGUACAAAACUGUAUAUAGAUGGCAUGAUUGUUGACGAAGAACUAGCCAAAGGACAACCAGCAUUUACAGAUUCGCCAUUAAAGAUAGGGACUGGAUUUGUUGGCUCAUUUGACCAGCUUGUUUAUUGCACGUUUGCGUAUACAGACGAUCAAGUGAACAAUUUGGCUUCUUGUAAUGUGAAAAUAGAUGUUCAGAACUGAGCUAAAUGUGAUUUCCUGUUCUUGCGCCUGUGACUCAAUGCACACGAGAUAUAGUUCAC